Molecule: messenger RNA, 3105 nt
Organism: Balaenoptera ricei (Rice's whale)
Lineage: Eukaryota; Metazoa; Chordata; Mammalia; Artiodactyla; Balaenopteridae
Product: collagen alpha-1(I) chain-like
Exons: 8
Coding region: 1-3105 (1034 amino acids)
Source: RefSeq, a predicted model, not a curated record
AUGCGCCCCCGGUCCACCCACCCACAGACGCCCACCGCGGGCUCGGGAGUGGGCACGGAGCGCGGCGCGGCCGCAGCCCGGGGGAAAGCGCGCGGCGGCAGGCGACGCCGCGGCGUCCCGCGGGUCGCCGCCGGGGCACGCAUCCCCGGGGCGCAGCCGCGCACGCACGACUCGGCCUCGGCCCGAGCCGCCCGCCCCGACACGGCGAGGCGAGGCGGCGGGGGCGGGCACGGACCCCGGACGCGCGGCUCGGGGCGCCGCGGAGGAGGCGGGCCGGACGUCCGUCGCCAGGACGCCGCCGCCGCCGGGGGCGGGCGGCGAACGACGGCGGAACGGACGCGGCCCCGCCACACCACCACCGCGGGCCCCGGCCGCGAGGGCGCGGGACCGUCCCCGCCCACCGACACCCCGGGGGUACCUGGAGAGGGGGAGGCGGGCGAGGCGGGGGGGGGACGGAGCGCCCCACGCUCGCCGCCGCCGCCCCGACAACCGACCGACACGCUCUCCGCCCACGGCCGCCCGCAGCACGCGGGGGCCUCGGCGCUACCGGCCCGUGACGCGGGGCCCCGGCCGGGCGCCGGGCCGACCGCCACACGAGACAACCACGGCCACCGCCCGACGAGGCCCCCACCGUGUCCCCAAAGCCGGGCGGAGACCUCCCGCUCGCGCCCGGGCGCGGCCCUCUUUUCUCCUACACACCCCAAACCCCCCCCACCCCCCCCACCCGGGGCCCUUGCCCCGCACCCACGUCCCGGGCCCCCUUCUCGCCACCGAGGGCGCGCGGCCCACACCCUCGGCGGCCCGAGAGCGGGGCCGCGGGCACCGGGAAGUCGCUCGGAGGCCGGCCGGCACGUGCCCGCUCGCUCGCGCUCACUCGCUCGCGCGGACGGGGGCGGCGGGGCUCGGCCGAGGCCCGGACCCCCCUUCCCCGCCCGCCCGCCGGGAGCGGGGCGGUGCGGACACGGCGGCCGGUCCACGACGGCUGGCCGGGGACCCGACGACCCGCGCUCAGGCGAGCGCGCCGGGGCGGGGCGGGGCGCGGCACGGCGGGGGGGACAGACGGCGGCCGGCCCCCCCCCUCGCCCAACACACAACGACGUCGGCAGACGGGCGGCGGUGGCGGCGGAUCACGGAGCGGAGCCGCGGCAGGCUCGGGGAGCGAAACACACCGGGACGCGGCCCAGGGGUCAGCAGACGCGACGGACGAGGCGGGUGGACGGACGGGGAGAGAGGGCCGACGAGGCGCGGCUGGCUCGGCCGCCGACGCGCAGACGCGGCGACGACGUCACAGAGGCCGUGGCGGGAGGGGGCGGCCGCGCGCCGCCGCGAGGGGGCCCAGGGGCCCAGGGGCCGGGCCUAAGGGCCCGGACGCGAGUCGGCCGCCGGGGCACGACACGGGUCUCACCGCCAGAGGCCUCCAGCGCAGGGGCGGUCCCGCGGCACCCAGGACGCCGACUGGCCUCCUCGGCCCCCCCAGGGGCCCGGCCCCCCUCACGGGGCUCGCGACCACCUCCGCCAAACACCCACGAGCCGCGGCCGGCCCGCAAGAACACUCUCCCGCGCGCACACCGGCCACCCCGCAGGGCCCCACACACACCUCCGCCGCGCCCGACUUCCCCACCUCAGGAACCGUCCGCCUUCAUCCAAGUCCGACCGCCGGGGCUCGCGCCCCAGGGAAACGCUCCCGAGCGAGGCGACCCGCACCGCGCCCACACACCGCCGCCGGCUGCGACUCGCGGGGCACCACCGACGGCCAAGCAAGGCACGCUCACGCGCCAGCAGGGGCGCGCAGCGCAGCGGCGGGACGGCCCCCCCCCCACCGACGCGGGGGAGGACCGCUCGCGAGGCACACGCCAAGGAGGCGAAGCGAGAGUGUCUGCUGCGUCCGAGGACCACGGACCCGCCCGCCCCGUCCGGCCCAGGAGAGCGCGACAGCACCACAUCGAUCAGUCAAUCCAGCAAGCCAGGGGCCAGAAAGUCCCGAAGGAGAGGGGCACGGCAACAGUGGCCGACGACCCCGCGAGGAGAACGCCUGACACGUGGCACGGAGCCUGCGGGGUGGUGGUCGUCUCAGCCACCACCGGAGACCGGAGGCGGCACCGCCGGGCCGGGUCAGCCGGGCGCAGCACACGAGCCGGCGCGCAGGCCCAGGCGGGCGGGCUCAAGCGUCAAGGCCGGUUCGGGUGCAGGCGGCAGUCCAAGCCCAGAGCCCUGCAUGCGUCCGGAGUCCAAAGUCCUCAGCGACAGACGCCAGGGAAGACCGUGUCAGCACCUAUCUGGUGGCAAAAAGGCCCAUUUCGGGCGAAAAAAAUCACGGACGCCCGGCAGCGGGGCCCAUCCACGAAUCGCAGGGGGGGUCCCCGGGACCUCGGUCCCGCCACCUGUCCCCAACCCUUCCCAUCCACACCAGUCCCGGAGCCCUCGGGGCACCUGGUCGACCCGAGGAGCGUGGUGGCAAAGUGGGGGCGGGGCGGGAGGGGCGGGAAAACGUGGGAGAGGCAGCGAGCGGGCCGGGGGUCGCCCUCCCCGGUUCGCCCGCGCGGGCAGGUACCGGUCCCUCCGAGUCUCUCUCCGGGCGAGGACUUGGUUAGAGAAAAAGAAAUAUCCCACUCGGCCGCCUCCGGCGAGCGGGCCCCACGAGGGACCGCGCCGGGCCCAGGCCGCCCUAUCCGGGCCACCCAGUACGGCUCGGGCCGGUCCCCACCCCCCGGCCGGGACUCGCGGUGGAGGAGGGGGCGGGGGCAGGGUGAGGAAAAAGUCGCGUCCGCCGACCGGGACCCACGUGGGCACGCUGAGGGCCGGUGCGCCCUCCCCUCCCCGGCCCGGCCACCCGCGCGAGCAGGGCCCGGUCCGUCCACGCCCCCGGACCCAGGGGGACUUGGAAACAUUUUCCCAGGGAGGCGCCUCCCAGGCGACCGGAGCCCACGAGGGACCGCACCCGUGUUGGCCGUGCCGGGUCUCUCCGGGUCACCCCUCGCGGCCCAGGCCGCUCCGGUCGCCCACCUCUGGAGUCCGACUCGGAAAAACAUCGGUCAGAAUGAAUCCGACCACCGGGGACCCACGCGCGCCCACCACCGAGCCCGUCUGCGCCCUCCACCGGCCUAA